This is a messenger RNA of Daphnia pulicaria, 1516 nucleotides long. RefSeq names its product transmembrane protein 145-like. Bases 16 to 1458 code for a protein of 480 amino acids. Gene Ontology annotation, biological process: response to pheromone; G protein-coupled receptor signaling pathway. The transcript is spliced from 12 exons. The record is from RefSeq and is a predicted model, not a curated record. Lineage: Eukaryota; Metazoa; Arthropoda; Branchiopoda; Diplostraca; Daphniidae.
GAUUAUUGAGUAGCCAUGAAUCGGCUGGCUGUGAUAUCGGCCUUGAUCUGCUUCCUGUUUCCACCUGUGUCGGCAAAAUAUGUCGAAGGUCAACUCAACGAUCCAGUCCAGAGGUGGACGUUCCUUGCUCGGUUUUGCUUUCUCUCGAUGGAAGGCAGAUUCACGUAUGAUGUCGAGUACGAUUUAGAUUACGCCGUUCAAAAACUUUUGCUGUAUUAUGAUACACCAAGGCAGUGGCCACUGGCUUACGAUCAAACCAGAAGCUGCGAAGAACGCGAAUCGCUUCUAUUAAUCGAAAACAAUCAAAUAAUCAACCUUACCUCAGCAUCUCGGUCGGCGGAAUGCCAAGUCAUCCGGCUGGAUCAGGAUAAGGCUAAAUACCGGUGCGUCGGGAACAGGACCUUCCGUUCGUCGAGGGAGCGUUGGUGGUUCAUUGCUGUUAGUAACUGUCCAUCUUCAAAGGGGUUGUCUCUCAAGUACCGUUUCUGGAUGACGAACGGGCCUAGUGAUGAUAUUUGGUUCCAGCAAUUUUCCGCCGACGAAUUCUAUAUUUUACAUAUGUUGAUUGGUUUCCUGUUGGCACAAGUUACUCUGUCGAUUGUGUGCAUCAUGUGCGGGAGAGAGCUGAAGGCGAGGCAGCUUUUACAUUCCACUUACAAGAUGUUCAUCACGAGCGUUCUUCUCCAAGCAGUCGGCCUUUUUCUGCUAACUGUCGCUUACGGAAAAUAUGCUAACGACGGAGUUGGAUCUGUUGGUCUGAAAACGUUAGGACGGAUGUUCGAGGCCACAUCGGAAAUCUUUUACAUUUUGAUGCUGAUAUUGCUGGGCAAAGGUUACACAGUGACGCGGGCUAGACUUCGAUCACGUUCGGUUGUCAAGGUGACUGUUUUCAUGUCGCUCUACUGCGUGACUUACAUCGCCCUCUUCACCUACGAAAGACAGUACUUUGAUCCGGGGAAAGUUCUCUACGUAUACGAGUCCCCUGCGGGAUAUGGACUGCUGGUUCUGCGAUUCCUGGGAUGGAUGACAUUUGUUUAUGGUUUGGCUUUUACUUUGAAACAUUAUCCGGAAAAGAAUGGGUUUUAUCUGCCAUUUUUCUUCUUUUCGUCGUUAUGGUUCGUCUCUGGUCCUGUCAUCAUAAUACUUUCUAAUCAUCUGGUCGACAAGUGGGUGAGAGAAACAUCCAUGGUUGGAGUGGAACAUUCAUUUGCACUUCUGGGAUUUCUGGCUUUCUUGGUGUUGACUCGCCCCAACGCGGCCAACAGCAAUUUCCCCUACCAUGUCCGUACGUCCCAGAUUGGAGUGAUGGAACAACGCAUUAGCGACCAGUCGGAAGACAGCUUGUCUCCUAACCAUUUAGACUUGGAUCGAUUUCCACACCAUCCUUAUGAGCCAACACUGCGUUACAGCAACCCCAAUGGAUCUAUCUACGCCAUCAGUAACGGAGCCGUCCAUUAAUGUCUAUUUACCGUGUAUUCUCUCAAUGCGUGCAAAAUACAUCGCACAGUUUCUUUGA